Molecule: messenger RNA, 3885 nt
Organism: Musa acuminata subsp. malaccensis (wild Malaysian banana)
Lineage: Eukaryota; Viridiplantae; Streptophyta; Magnoliopsida; Zingiberales; Musaceae
Biological process (GO): regulation of exocytosis
Cellular component (GO): plasma membrane; cytoplasm
Molecular function (GO): GTPase activator activity; myosin II binding; syntaxin binding
Source: RefSeq, a predicted model, not a curated record
CUCGCUUUCCUUCUUCCUCUUCUAUAUUCCUCCAUUUCCCCGGGGAAGAGGCGACGACCGACCGAUCUCUCGGAGCCAUCUUUCGCUCGUCGUCCUUCGAUCCCACCUGCUUCCCUCGCGCGGCAUCUACACCCCGAUCCGAUCGUAGCCGAAAGAUCGGCGUCGACGCCAAGAUCUUGCCGAUGGACGCCAUGCGCUUCAUCAAGAAAGUCCUGAAGCAGCAUACUGAAGAGAAUGAACAUACUUUGUCGGGCCUUGCUGCUCAAGUCACAAUUCACUAUGGCAUUCCAUAUACUGCAUCUAUUUUAGCUUUUGAUCCUAUUCAGAGACUAUUGGCAAUUGGAACUUUGGAUGGUAGGAUAAAAGUUAUUGGAGGUGAUAAUAUUGAAGGCCUUCUUAUAUGCCCAAAGAAGGUUCCCUAUAAAUAUUUAGAGUUUCUACAUAAUCAAGGAUUUCUUGUCACCAUUACAAAUGAGAAUGAAGUCCAGGUUUGGAAUUUAGAGCUCAGGCAACUAGUUCAUUGUUUUCAGUGGGAGGCUAAUGUUACUGCCUUUUCUGUAAUCUAUGGGACCUACUUGAUGUAUAUUGGAGAUGAGAAUGGGCUGCUGUCUGUAUUGAAGUAUGAUGAAGAAAAUGGAGAACUUUUGAAGUUGCCUUAUCAACUUCCUGCUAAUGCUGUAGCUGAAGCAGCUGGGAUUUCCAUUCCUGACAUUCAGUCGAUUGUUGGAAUUCUUCCUCAGCCUGGUACUUCCUCGACUAGAGUGCUGGUUGCAUAUGAGAAGGGAUUACUAAUUCUUUGGGAUAUUCACAAAGGACAAGCUGUUACCACCAGAGGUCAUACAAACCUGCAAUUGAAAGGUGCAGAGGGCCCUGAUUCUCUCAGUGAGACUAGUGAUCAGCUUCAAAGCAAUGCAGCCAACCAUGAUGGAGACAAUGAAAUUUGUUGUCUUUGCUGGGUAUCUACUAACGGUUCAAUUGCUGCUGUGGGUUACAUGAAUGGUGAUAUACUAUUGUGGGACUUCUCAUAUAGUUUCUCAGUAAAAGGGCAACAACCCCAGAUAUCAUCCAGUAAUGUGAUUAAGCUGCAGUUGGCAUCAGGAGACCGCAGGCUCCCAGUCAUUGUCUUGCACUGGUCUGCUAAUUGUAAAGGAAAUAUCGAUAAAGGAGGGCAGCUUUUUAUCUAUGGUGGUGAUGAGAUUGGAUCUGAAGAAGUUUUAGCAGUUCUGACUCUUGAAUGGUCCUCGGGAGUGGAGACUGUAAAGUGCAUCUCACGUGUGGAUCUUAAUCUUAAUGGAUCCUUUGCAGACAUGAUCCUGAUCCCUGAUGUUGGUGCAUCGGAUAAAAAUUCCACUGCUGCUCUUUUUGUAUUGACAAACCCGGGGCAAAUAAAUGUCUAUGAUGGUGCUGUGUUAUCAGUGUUAAAAUCUGAGGGAAAUCAUUCUGCUCAAGCUGAAAAUUUUCCACUAGUUGUACCAACCAUCGAUCCAUGUAUGACUGUGGCAAAACUUUGUCUGCUAUCCAAGGGCAGUAGUGCUUCCAAGGUUUUGUUUAAGAAAUUUUAUGCUAGAACAACACGUUCGUCUACUCUUUCUGCGGGCACAAAGUGGCCUUUGACUGGUGGGGUCCCUCCUGAAAUGUCCUAUGAAGAUUAUGAGGUUGCAAAAUUAUUUAUAGCUGGUUAUCAAGAUGGAUCCCUUAGAAUAUGGGAUGCGACGUAUCCGAUUUUAGGACUUAUGUUUGUGUUAGAAGGAAAGCUGCCAGUGAUUCAAGUGGAUGGUGCAUUUGCAGCAGUAUCAGCAGUCGCCCUUUGCUCGUUAAGUAUGACCUUGGCUGUUGGUGAUGAACGUGGUCUGGUUCGCAUCUAUAAGCUUCAAGAAAACACAAAUGGUUCAAGUUUUCAAUUUGUGACCGAGACUAACCAUGAAGUUCAUAUAAUUCAUCACGGGCAAGGAUUUCAUUGCAUAGCAGCCUUUUCUAUCUUAAACUCUCCAGUUCGGGACAUUCAUUUCACAAAUUCUGGGAGCCACAUUGCUGUAGGGUUUGAAAGUGGUCAGGUGUUGAUGCUUGAUAUGACAUCACUAUCUGUACUGUUUCGUACAGAUUGCACUUCUGGAACUAACUCUGCAGUAAUUUCUGCGAGCAUGCCCUCUAUUUCUCAGUGUAUUCUUCAAGUAAGCAGUCCAGAGCAACUAAGCCCCUGUAUAACAAACCCUACAGAAGUGGUACUCACUCUCACCAAGGAUUCACAAAUUGCAAUUAUGGAUAGCAGAACUGGGGCUAUUAUAGGCUCCAGAACGGUGCAGCCAAAGAAGGAAUCUGUUGUGAUUUCCAUGCAUGUUAUAGAGGGAAGUGUCUCAGCAUCAAAAGCAGUUGCUGAGCCUGAGAAAUGCUCCCAGAACCUGCCAGAUGAACCUUCUUCUCAAAGUGGACCUGAGAGAAGCAAUAAUCGUGAACCAAGAGAAACAAAAGAACUUCAAGGCUGUCGCCCAGAGGAUGCUCCAUAUUCUUGUGAAACAUUAAUAGAUCCACUACUUGUGCUAUGCUUUGCAGAUUCUCUAUGCUUGUACCCUUUAAAGUCUGUGAUAGAGGGGAAUAGCAACUUUUUUCAUAAGGUGAACCUAGCACAAAGAAUUUGUUGGUCAACGAUAUUAAAGGUAGAUGCAAAGGCACCAGAACUGAUACUACUAUUUGAGACAGGAACUAUUGAAAUAAGGUGUUUGCCAGGUCUGGAAAUUAAGGCGGAAAGCUCCUUAAUGUCCAUUCUAAGAUGGAGCUUCAAGACAAACAUGGAUAAAACCAUGAGUUCCUCUGAUGAUGGGCUUAUUGCUUUGGUGAAUGGAUGUGAAGUUGCUUUCAUCUCUUUUUUGGAUGAUCAAUCCAGGUUUGCAGAACUUAUGCCUUGCCUUCAUGAUAAAGUUCUGGCAUCUGCUACUGCCGCUGCCCUUAAUCACUCCAUAGAUUUGAAGAAAACACAGAUGACCUCUCCUGGGAUAUUUGGUGGUAUCAUAAGAGGACUUAAAGGAGGUAGAACAGAUAUAAAUGACAUUGUUAAUGAUGGUAUUCCUAGCUAUAGUUCCACCAAACAACUGGAGCAAUUAUUUUCAAGGUUCCCAUUCUCGGACCAAUCAACCACUAUCAUUCGCAAUGAAGAAGUUGGCGAACUGAGCAUUGAUGACAUCGAGAUUGAUGAUCCAUUACCUGCACCAUCUACUUCAACUACUGUAACUAAGAGUAAAAAUAAAGACGAGGAGAAGGAAAGAGAAAAAUUGUUUCAAGGAUCUACUAAUGAUUCAAAGCCAAGAAUGAGAACUCCUCAAGAGAUUCUAACCCAAUAUCGCUUUGCUGGGGAUGCCUCAGCAGCAGCAGCUCAUGCAAGAGAAAAGCUUGUACAGAGGCAGGAGAAGCUUGAGAGAAUUAGUCGACAUACUGAGGAGCUUCAGAAUAAUGCUGAAAGUUUUGCUGCAAUGGCGAAUGAACUUGUGAAGACCAUGGAGAAUAAGAAAUGGUGGAAAAUAUAGACUAAUUUUGAAGAUGUUCCUUCCUAUACAAAAAAACAGAAGAUUACAUGGCCAUGCAUUUAGCUUCUCGGCUGUGAAAAUUGUAUAGUAGCUUCACCUUCCAAUCAAUUGGAGCCAGUGAUUGCCAGUGGUCACCUGAAUUGUGAACUGUGAAGGAGUUGGGAGGAUGGUUGCCUUAUGGGUUUCAUCGAGUAGAUUCAGUGAUAGAAUGUGUAUAUCUAUUGUAUAUUUAUAAGCUAUCAAAGACGUGAUGUCAUUGGCAGGUGAAAUGCUUGCUUUUCGGCUAUUUUUAUUGCUGCUACAGUUGACUUGUUGAUCAUAUAUGCUGCUGCUUUUAUCUCAAGUUUUUAAGCUUCAGAUUGUUGUA